UUUGCCCAACAACAAGGAGAGCUGGUGACUCGGACGGUGGUUGUCUCCAUCUAACUUUGUCAUCGUUUCAAUGGAGCAAGAUCUCUCCACCGUCUUGAACGACACGACCGACGGCGACGGUGCCAUGGCCGACAGCCACUACGACACUCGGGAGGACAGGGAUUCUCGCGAUGUGCGCGAGAGAGAUAGAGACUCGCGUGAUGUACGAGAGAGGGACUCGGGUGCUGGUAGUUCACGCAACGGUUACCUGUCUCCCAAAAAGGAGGGUGGAUCUGGACCUGAUGCAGCGCCUGCUCCUCCCGCAGAGCAUUAUGGCCGAUCUCGGUCUCCUGGUCGUGAAAGAUAUGGAUCAUCUCGUCGAACUCCCUACGACCGGCCCGGUGGUGACAGUCAUGGUGGAGGCUCUUCAAAGUAUUCCGCUGGACGACGUGAUCCAAACCGUCCUCCGUCAAAGAAAGAAUGCAGGGUCUAUGUUGGAAACUUGGCAUAUGAAGUGGGAUGGCAAGAUUUGAAAGACUUUAUGCGCAAAGCUGGCGAAGUUGUGUUUGCCGAUAUCCUCACCGGCCCUGGUGGACGCUCAAAGGGUUGCGGUGUGGUUGAAUAUGCGGCUAUUGAGGAAGCUCAAAAGGCAAUUAAGGAGCUAAAUGACACUCCUCUAAUGGGGCGUCCAGUCUUUAUUCGAGAGGAUCGGGAGCAGGAGGCGAAAUUUGGCUCCCUUGGUCCUACAAAAAGGAUGGAUACUGCGGGCCGCCAAAUUUUUGUAAAUAAUCUGCCAUACAUUGUUGCUUGGCAAGAUUUGAAAGAUCUUUUCCGUCAAGCUGGUAGCGUUCUGAGAGCUGAUGUAAUGGAAGGACCGGACCGGCGAUCGAGAGGAAUGGGUGUUGUCCUGUUCGAAACUGCUGAGGAAGCGCAUCAUGCGAUAUCUACUUUCGACGGGUACGAAUGGCAUGGGAGACGGUUGGAAGUGCGUGAGGAUCGACAUGGUGGGGCGCCGAUGGGGCGAGGUCCUCCGCCGUCGUACGGUGGCCCGCGGGGCUAUGACAGACCUUCACCGCGGGGAUAUGAUUCUAGGGACUAUUACGGUGGCGGUUACGAUAGUUAUGGUCCGCGAGACUACUAUGGCGGUGGUUACGAUGGCUAUGGCGGCGGCUAUGGUGGCUACGGUGGAUACUACGACCGAGGCUACGGAGGAGGUCCAGAUUAUGGCCCGGGCGGUUCAGCACCGCCCCACCGGAACGACUAUUACAAAGACUACCCUCCCCCACCCCCACCUCCUGGGACAGGCGCAUAUGCACCAGAAGGACGCUCCUAUGGCGAACGCCCUUACGGUGGAGAUGGACGUGGUUAUGGUGAUCGCUCUGGGUACCAUGACCCUUCUCGUAGCGGUGGCUACGGUGAUUACCAUCGCUGAACUCGCUGGUUGCAACGCUUGUACUAAUCUUUUGAUGUGGAGUUGAAUGCUGCUGAGUUUGGGCCCAUUAUUUGGCUAAAUGUGGGGAUGGCGAACAACCAAAAUGCAUAGCAAUAACUGCGUAUAUUCCGCUGUCUAAGUGUAUGUUUGUUUGAUAUCUGUUGGUGCGACUUCUGUGUACUUGUUCCUUGAUCUUUUGCAAAAUACACACGUUCGUUCAAAUCUCAA
Molecule: messenger RNA, 1639 nt
Organism: Spizellomyces punctatus DAOM BR117
Lineage: Eukaryota; Fungi; Chytridiomycota; Chytridiomycetes; Spizellomycetales; Spizellomycetaceae
Exons: 10
Coding region: 71-1411 (446 amino acids)
Cellular component (GO): cytoplasm; nucleus
Molecular function (GO): mRNA binding
Source: RefSeq, a predicted model, not a curated record